Megalobrama amblycephala (Wuchang bream) is the source of this 1434-nucleotide messenger RNA. RefSeq names its product ras-related C3 botulinum toxin substrate 1-like. Gene Ontology annotation, biological process: actin filament organization; regulation of cell shape; regulation of actin cytoskeleton organization. The transcript has a single exon. Gene Ontology annotation, cellular component: cell cortex; cytoskeleton; dendritic spine. The coding region runs from base 233 to 811 and encodes 192 amino acids. Gene Ontology annotation, molecular function: protein kinase binding; GTPase activity; GTP binding. The record is from RefSeq and is a predicted model, not a curated record. NCBI's taxonomy places the organism in Eukaryota, Metazoa, Chordata, Actinopteri, Cypriniformes, Xenocyprididae.
GGAGCGGCUGGUUGUUUAACUGGAACUGCAGCUUAUGCGUUGACAUGCGGUUGGCAAACUAAUUUUACUCAGCCAAAUUUGAGCCAAAUUUAACAUUUUCUUUUGAUUUUUAUCGACUCUGUUGUUUGUUUUGAGGUGUUGAAUUGUGAAGGUGUGUUAUUCUGAUCGGAGCAGGUUUUAUAGGUUUACUCACAUAUAAAGCUGAGUGUUAAGGCAAUAGUGUGCUACACAGAUGCGGACUGUGAAGUGUGUGACCGUCGGGGACAUGGCUGCAGGAAAAACACAACUUCUGAUUAGCUACAUCACCACUGCUUUUUCCAGUGAGUAUGACCACACUUCGGUUGAUAUCCAUCGUGUCCCUGUGACGGUCGAUGGGGAACCAGUGACCCUGGAACUGUUGGACACAACAGGGAUGGAGGAAUACAAUGUGAUUCGACCGCUUUACUACCUUCGGCAGGACGUGUUCUUGAUGUGUUUCUCUCUUGUGGAUCCAGCAUCGUUUGAGAACGUCAGUGAAAGGUGGUGUCCAGAGGUCAGUCAUCAUUGCCCCAACACUCCAGUAAUUCUUGUUGGGACUGAGCUUGAUCUGAGAGAUGACAAGGACACAGUUGAGCAGCUGAACAAGAAUAAACAAACCCCCAUCAUUUACCAUCAAGGCCUGGCUAUGGCUGAAAGAAUAGGAGCUGUGAAAUACCUGGAGUGUUCAGCAUUAACAAAAAUGGGCCUUAAUGCGGUGUUUGAAGAAGCAGCCCGGGCGGCCCUGGCCCCGUCCCCAGAGAAGAAAAGAAAAAGAAAGUGUUUAAUGUCCUGAACUGACUGAACACACGGCAUCAGCUGUAAUAUGAGCUCAGCUGAGAGGAGAAAACAAUGAGUGGCUGCUACGAGCUACACUGAUUACCCUUACAGAGCAAAAAUAUAUGGGAAUAUACUGCAAUAUAUUGUGAUACAUUACAUAAUACAUUUCCAUAUACAGUAUGGGAAACUAGUGCUUAUAUCUGUCAGUAUACUGCAAUAUAUGCAUUGACCGUGUAUGGCUAUAUAUUGAUAUUUGCAGAUAUAUUACUAAUAGACCAUAAACAUCUUUUUAUGGAGUUCUGAAUUGAUUCACUGAAACAGUCUGAAGUGAUUCAGAGAAAUCACUUAAACUCACCAAGUCGAACAUCUUUUUUUGUUGUUGUGGCACUUUUCACCUUUUUCAUGUUUAAAUCAGAGACAAUAUUAAAUGAGCCACAAAACAAGGAACAAUCAUGCAGUUUGUGUAAUGACAAGGUUUUUAAGAAACGUACUGGUCAAAUAGUAAAUGGGUCAUUAACUUUAAAACUGUUAAAAAACAUAAUGAAGUUUUAUUAAGUGUUAACAAUGAGAUUAUGUGGUUUUUAUAAUCAAUUAACACUGCAAAGUCAUUCGGUUUAACCAAAAUUUCAGUUUUACCGA